CGUUUUCUCGUAGAAAGUUAUGCACCAGUUUCUUGUAGUAAUCAAGUAAGCAGCGAGGAAACUUCCCAAGUCCGAUAGUCCAAUGCAGGACUGCCUCCGUGAUUUUAACAUCACCUUGGGGAGCUUCUUCUUGAGUCAAACAUGCGUUUUCUUGUGGAAAAUUAGGCAGCACUUCCUUGAUGAAUCUUGGGGGGGACAAACAUGCAACCGGCAAUUCCUAUCCCAAUUCGCCAGCACCCUAUGUACCCAAAUCCACCGCUUUUUGGAGCCCCAUUUCCUCCAUCCAUGGGCCCGAGACGGCUGGCCUCCAUCAUAGCCAUCUUGUUGUUAGCCUCGCCUACAAGCGCCUCCGGAGAAGACUGCCGUCCUUCUUCUUGCGGAGAUCUCCGGAACAUAAGCGACCCCUUUCGCCUGACCACCGAUCCUUCCACCUGCGGUGAUCCCCAGUACCAACUCACCUGUGAUCAGAAUCGAGCCGUCUUGAAACUGUACUCGACCAAGUACUACGUGGCGGAAAUCUCCUACGAGGACCUGAUGGCCCGCGUCGUCCUCGCCGGCCUCGAUUCCCCGAGCUGCUCCCCCCGGUCUCUACCCUUCCUGCCUCCAAGCAAAUUCAAGUAUGGCGAUCCCUUCGCACUGAACACGACCAACAACAGCGUCAUCUUCGUGACCUGCCCGGCAUCAUCGGUGGGCGAACCUUCGUAUAUCCCCAUCCCUUUUUGCGUCGAUAACUCUACUUCCUCCAAAGAGUACUUGUAUGCGCUGGCUGGGGACGCGACAGUGGCCGAUCUUCGGAAGAGCUGCGCUACCGCAGGGACGGUGCCGAUGGCGGGCAUGCUUCAGAAUCGUACGCAGGCUGCGGUUCGUGACGUGUUGCUGAGGGGGUUUUACAUAUCGUGGAAGGUCCCCAUUCAGUGCCGUGACUGCGUAGCUGAAGAGCUCCAAUGUUCGUAUUAUACAGGUAAAACGCUUUACUCUUACAAUUUUGGGAGGAAGAAGCGGGACGGGCCCUGUUAUUGGAACAAAUUCAGAAUUUGCACAAAGCCGCUUGGAGGGGCUUCCAGUUUCUUCAGUUGCUUAGGGGACAUUAUAGAAGAAGCUGGGACAGCGUUCCUCGACCUUGAAGGACUCAUUAUCCUACCAGGACGAACAAUCAUUGGGAUAUCAUGCUUGAUGGCCUACCUUGUAUAUAAAUUACGAAGGAGGCAUAGGUCGAUGGACAACAGAAUCGAAGAUUUCUUGAAUGACUACAGGAAUUCCAUGCCCAUCCGAUACUCUUAUCGGCAUAUCAAGAAGAUGACCAAUCAAUUUAAAGAAAAAUUGGGCCAAGGAGGUUAUGGUUCUGUGUUCAAGGGAAAGCUUACGACAGGCCGUCUAGUGGCAAUAAAGAUUUUAGAGAAGGCCAAAGGAAAUGGACAGGAAUUUAUCAAUGAAGUGUCUACCAUUGGAAGGAUUCACCACACCAACGUGGUGCAACUCAUUGGUUUCUGCUUCGAGGGUUCAAACAGAGCUUUAAUUUAUGAAUUCAUGUCCAAUGGAUCACUGGAUAAGUAUAUAUUUUCCCAAGAAGAGGAGGCUGAGAUUUUGAGCUGGGAGAAGAUGCAGGAUAUAGCACUUGGAAUAGCUCGAGGGAUUGAAUACCUUCAUCGAGGUUGUGACAUGCAAAUUUUACAUUUUGAUAUUAAGCCUCACAAUAUCCUUUUGGAUGAUAAGUUCAACCCCAAAGUAUCUGACUUUGGAUUAGCUAAACUCCAUCCUAUAGAAGAGAGCAAGGUUUUGGUAACUGCUGUGAGAGGAACCAUAGGAUACAUGGCUCCUGAAUUGUUCUAUAGAAAGGUAGGUGAAAUCUCUUACAAGUCUGAUGUUUAUAGUUUUGGGAUGUUAUUGAUGGAAAUGGCAGGUAGAAGAAAGAAUCUAAACCCACAUGCUCCGAGAAGCAGCCAAAUCUACUUCCCCUCGUGGAUCUACGACCAGCUUUAUCAAGGAAGAGACUUGGAAAUGGAGGAUGCCACCGAUGAUGAAAAGGAAAUUGCCAAGAAACUUCUGAUGAUAGCACUACGUUGUAUACAAAUGAAUCCGGCAGAGAGACCAUCUAUGAGCCAAGUUGUAGAGAUGUUAGAAAAGAAAAUCGAGGAUAUGCAAAUGCCAACAAAGCCUUUUCUAUCAUCUCUAGACAAGGUGUUCAAGGAAGAUCAUACAAUCGACGAGGAAGAUCAUACGAUCGACAUGGAAGCCUCGGAAUCAUUAUAUGAGCCUGGAAGCAAUACAAACAAUAGAUCAAAUGAUGAAAUAAUUUCUUGCUCAUCCAAAUGAUAAAGGGAUGUUGCCAAUUUCCACGCUAGAUCUUUGAUUUCACUUUGUUGCCUGGUUCUACUACAACUCGAAAUGUUAUUUGUGAAAUCAGUUUUAUAUCGCCUAAUUCAAAAGACAAGCAUUUAUUCAUGCUAAAAUUUCAUUUUUUUGUCA
Elaeis guineensis (African oil palm) is the source of this 2466-nucleotide messenger RNA. RefSeq names its product LEAF RUST 10 DISEASE-RESISTANCE proteinUS RECEPTOR-LIKE PROTEIN KINASE-like 2.1. Gene Ontology annotation, molecular function: protein kinase activity; polysaccharide binding; ATP binding. The record is from RefSeq and is a predicted model, not a curated record. Gene Ontology annotation, biological process: protein phosphorylation. NCBI's taxonomy places the organism in Eukaryota, Viridiplantae, Streptophyta, Magnoliopsida, Arecales, Arecaceae.